UGAACGUUUCUCCCCGUUUCAACCCUUGUCUGUCGUUGUAAUUUUCGUCUCCCCAUCCCAUCGUCUCCAAUCCCUUCACUAUCCCAACUUCUCUCCGCAUGAAAGACAACCAGAAGAUGAAGACGGGAAGUAACCCCAACCCCAAGGGCUCUUCCCACAAGCCAUCUUCUUCGUCGUCUAAUCGGAAGUCCAGGUGGGAAUCCGGCAACAAUCCUAAUUCCGAUCGCAAUUCUGGUGCUGCCGGUGACUCCAAACCAUCAAAACCCACCUCAGGUCCCAAAGAGGACGCCAAAACUGGCCCGUCGAAGCCCGCUGUCGACCAGAUCCCUUCGUCGGGUCCCGGUCCCUUUCCGCCGUCAGGGCCCGCUGCCGGAGCUCUCUUGCCGUUUCCGGACCUCGCUGGCAUCGGUCCGCCGCCGCCACCCGCUUAUGGGUUUCACAUGCUUGAGCGGCGAACGAUUGUCUUGGCUGAUGGGAGCGUUCGGUCUUACUUCGCCUUACCACCAGAUUAUCAGGACUUCCCAACUCCCAUACCGCGGUUGGAUAUUGCUGAUAGGUUUUUACCCUUAGGGCCUGGCGGUCAUGGACCUGAGCCUGGGGGAUUAGGGUUCGGUUUUGAUAAGCAUUUUCCCCUAGGUGGGUCGUUGAGCCCUGAUGGGUUCCGUCGCGAUCGCAAUGAGCUAUACGGGCGUGGCGGGCAGCAUGAUUACUGGAAUCACCUUGGACUUGAUGGCCGUGGGCCGCCACCGCUGGAAGGCUCGUUGAAAAGGAAGUACGGAGAUGAGGAUGAGAGGGAUGAACUUGCGCGUCAACGACAACAGCUGUUCCGGUACGGGAACCCCAAUUGUUUUCCUUCUGGUUCUGGUGAGCGGGCCGAUUACUUGGCUGGAACAAGUAGUCCAUUCCGUCGGGAUGCACCAAACUCUGCCAGAGGAAUGGAUGAUUUAAGGUCUUCAAAGCAAAUGAGGGUUGGCGGAGAUUAUGACGAUAUACCUUCCCGGCGUGGUGCGCCGGCUGAUGAUGUGGGUUUGAAGCAUCCUGAGGUGGACCCACAUGCUCUAAAGAAAGCCUUUCUUCGGUUUGCAAAAUCGCUUAACGAGAAUGCUUCUCAGAGGAAGAAUUAUUUGGAGGACGGGAAACAAGGGCCACUCCAGUGCCUUGCCUGUGGCAGGGUAUCUAAAGAUUUUCCAGAUGUGCAUGCUCUUGUGAUGCAUGCAUACAACUCUCAAAAUGCUGAUUUGCGUUAUGAUCACCUUGGCUUACACAAGGCAUUGUGUGUCCUGAUGGGAUGGAACUACAUGAAACCUCCUGAAAACUCAAAGGCAUAUCAAUCAUUAUCUGCUGAUGAAGCGGCUGUAAGUCGGGAUGAUUUGAUUAUGUGGCCACCAGUGGUCAUCAUUCACAACACAAAUUCUGGAAAGGGCAAAGAUGGCCGCAUGGAGGGUUUGGGAAACAAAUUGAUGGAUACUAAACUUAGAGAUCUUGGCUUUGGUGGUGGAAAAUCCAAGUCUUUGUAUGGUAAGGAUGGUCAUCUGGGCAUUACAGUGGUGAAAUUUGCUGCCGACCAAUCAGGCCUUAAGGAGGCCACACGCCUAGCAGAAUUCUUUGAGAAGGAAGGCCAUGGGCGUGAGGGUUGGGCCCGUGCUCAGUCCUCAAAAUCAGGCAAGGACGAUGAAAAUAAUCCAAACCUGGUGAAGGUGGAUGAGAAGACAGGGGAGAAGAAAAGGAUCUUUUAUGGGUACUUAGGAACAGCAUCAGAUCUGGACAAGGUUGACUUUGACACAAGAAAGAGGGCUGUUAUAGAGAACAGAAGGGAAUUCAAGCCACCUAAUUAAUCUUUGGCAAUAACACAAGGUAUAUUUAGGUAUUGUCAUGUAGAGGCUAAACUUCCUAUCUUUGUUUUUCCAGUGACUGACUUUUGUGGGGUAUAGAAAACCUUUUGUUGUUUUGUUUUGAGGCUGACAUGUUCAGCUAGUUGUGAGGUAACUUGACUGGCUGAUUGGUGCAGAUUGGGGUUCAUCUUACGUUCUAGUCUGGUUAAUUCUACCCUCAUUUUCAUGAAUGUGAGUCUGCGAGUUAUAUUUGUCAAGGUGGCAUGUUUGGGUAUAUUCGGGACAUUUUGAUGUGGCUGGUGGCCUGGUGCCACAUGAAGAUCAGAAUAUCACAGCCAUUAGAUGAUCCUAACUGCUCAUGGUUGGGUUUUUCAUUGCAUGUUAUACUUCAGAGUCCAACUAAAUGAUAUAUGAUGGAUGCAUUCCUUUUGGAUUUUUUUUUCAUCCACAGCUGGAUAAAUUUAUUCUGGUGGAAGAUGAAUUUUCUGAGGUCUCGGGGCAAAGGGGACAUUCCUUUAUUGGCUAUCUAUUGCGGUAUUGGCCUGCAACAACAAACUUUUGGUUAUUUUGUUGGACACAGUACAAAUCUCUGGUGUUUCCUUUUCUGCUUUUCCUUUUAUUUUAGGUUUUUCUUUUUUGAAGAAGGUUACACCAGCGGGGCCUGAUAGAAAUCAUCAAAGGUGAUGCAACUAGGACCUCGAAAUCCAGAUCCUCCUAGCCCUUGGUUCUUCUGCUUCCUUUUGAUGGCCGGUCCAGAGCUUGGUUGCCGUGAUAAAAUCUUUGCGCAGCUGUCACGUCUCACUACCCAACAGUUCUGUCUAAGAUGAUCAAGAUGAUUCUUUAAGGGAUUAUGCUUUGACCUUUCAAGCACUAAUUCAAUUGUCUUAGAGACCGCUUUCGUGAACCCCAUUUCUUGCCAUCUUAACAUGCUUUCCCAUUCACAUGAGUUGUCUGUACGAUUUGAUUUCUUGGCUUGUUUUCGCAGAUUUGACUCGGUAUAUUAUUUAUGGAUGGCAUUGUUGUUCUCGUC
Nelumbo nucifera (sacred lotus) is the source of this 2862-nucleotide messenger RNA. RefSeq lists its product as uncharacterized. NCBI's taxonomy places the organism in Eukaryota, Viridiplantae, Streptophyta, Magnoliopsida, Proteales, Nelumbonaceae. Gene Ontology annotation, biological process: regulatory ncRNA-mediated gene silencing. The record is from RefSeq and is a predicted model, not a curated record.